Molecule: messenger RNA, 2795 nt
Organism: Sardina pilchardus (European sardine)
Lineage: Eukaryota; Metazoa; Chordata; Actinopteri; Clupeiformes; Clupeidae
Product: atrial natriuretic peptide receptor 2-like
Exons: 23
Coding region: 1-2538 (845 amino acids)
Biological process (GO): receptor guanylyl cyclase signaling pathway; cGMP biosynthetic process; protein phosphorylation
Cellular component (GO): plasma membrane
Molecular function (GO): ATP binding; adenylate cyclase activity; peptide receptor activity
Source: RefSeq, a predicted model, not a curated record
AUGCACCUGAGCGUCGGGGAGCACGGCAACAUGGCUCUCUGGGCUGCCUCACUCGCGUCCCUUCUCCUGGCUGUUGAUUGCUGGCAUGACCUUGACAAUACAGAGUAUGACUGCUGGCCUAUUGCUGAUCCCAAUGAUUACAAUAUGAUAAGCUGUGGAGGACUCGAGAUGGCCUGGGUCCAACGGCCUCCUGAGAAAGUAACGGAGGGGGAGGAGUUCAACGUUACCUAUUCAGUUUCGGCUGCCGACUCCUUCUACGAUUAUGCGCUGAAAAACAAGAUCUUCCAGUUCAGCGAUGCCUCGGAGGCCAAGCGCUUCUGUCAUGAGCACGAGUGUCCCGCCAACUGGAACAACGCCGACGAGCACAACUGUUGUGUGUACCAUGCCAACAUCCACUCCUGCCCUCUUGCCCUCAUGAGGCAGGGGGGUAUAUGUGGACCCUGGAUCCCAGAUGAUGGCGAGAUUGUGACACACACUGUUUCAAAGGCAGGGAAGAUGAGUCAGCAACUCUGGACGUCAAAGGUGGUGCUGGUGCACCUGGGCGUGACGUCCCUUAUUGCCCAUAUAAAAGUGGGACAGAUGCACGCCGCGCUGGAGUCCAAGGUUCUGGUCGUCAGUGCGCAAGUGUGUGGAGAUAACAUCUGUGAGCUGGAGGAGAACUGCCUGAACUGCCCGGCGGACUGCGGCGUCUGCCCCAUGUCCAUGUCCAUUAAAGUUGCCAUCGGGCUCCCUCUUGCCCUCUUCUGCAGCGGCUUCAUCUUAACCAUCGUGUGGAUUCAGUACCAAAAGCAGAAGAUGUUUUGGGAUGAGAGCUGGAUCAUCAACUACAACAACAUAAUGUUUGGUAAGAUGUGCUACAUGGGAUUCUGCAGCACCACCAGCCUGCAGCCGGUGAAGAGCAACUCCAGCGUGAGCCGGGCCACAGACGUCACCGUCUGCACCGUCACCAACUCGGGCUUCAAACCGGGCUUCAUCCAGCCAGGCAUUUAUGAUGGCAGAACUGUGGCCGUGAAAAACAUCCAGAAGAAGCAUUUUACCCUCUCCAAGACCAUAAGGAAAGAGGUGAAGGAGGUUCGUGAACUGGAUCAUCCCAAUCUCUGCAAGUUCAUUGGUGGAUGCAUUGAAGUCCCAUUUGUCAACAUCAUCACAGAGUACUGCCCAAAGGGAAGUCUUGCAGAUGUCCUUCUGAAUGAAGACAUCCCAAUCAAUUGGGGUUUUCGGUUGUCUUUUGCCACUGAUAUCGCUCGUGGCAUGGCCUACCUGCAUCAGCACAAGAUUUUUCAUGGAAGACUUCACUCUAGAAACUGUGUCAUCGAUGACCGUUGGGUCUGCAAAAUUUCAGACUACGGCUUAGAAGCCUAUAGGAAGGAGGACUUUGAGGCCGUCAGUAACACUUUCCACUGUGAGAGCCCCUUCCGGAUAUACUGUGCCCCUGAAGUCCUCCUUGGCAGUAGUUCCACCCUCACCGCUCCAGCUGACAUAUACAGUUAUUCCAUAAUUUUGGUGGAGAUUGCGUCCCGCAGUGAUCUAAUUUCUGAUCAGACGGAGCUUGUAAAGCUGGAUGUCAUGUGGCGUCCGCUGCUUCCUGAGCUGAAACCGGGGAAAGCGGACACAGACUGCCCCGAUCAGACUGAUUACUGUGAGCUCAUCAAAAGGUGCUGGGCGCACAACGCUGCCAUGAGACCAACCUUUGACCAGGUGAAGAAGUUUCUAGACAAAAUGAACCCCCACAAAGUCAGCCCUGUAGACAUGAUGAUGAACCUGAUGGAAAAGUACAGCAAGCAUUUGGAGGCUAUUGUGGCUGAGCGGACACAGGAUCUUCUCCAAGAGAAACAGAAGACGGACCGCUUACUCUACAGUAUGUUACCAAAGCCAGUUGCUGAUGACCUCCGUCAAGGGCGUACAGCUGAGGCUCAGAGCUACUCUAACGCCACUGUGUAUUUCAGUGACAUAGUGGGCUUCACCCAACUGUCUGGCUCCAGCACCCCCCAUCAGGUGGUGAACUUCCUCAACAAACUCUACACCACAUUUGACGACAUCAUCGACAACUAUGACGUGUACAAAGUGGAGACCAUAGGAGAUGCUUACAUGGUGGUCUCUGGCGUGCCCAACGAGAAUGGCAUCAACCAUGCAGGAGAGAUUGCAAGUAUGGCCCUGGAUCUCAUCAGUGUGUGCCACGCCUUUAAGAUCCCCCAUAAGCCCACCACACAGCUCAAGAUACGGGCUGGCAUUCACUCAGGCCCCGUGGUUGCCGGUGUUGUGGGAACGAAGAUGCCCCGGUACUGUUUGUUUGGCGACACAGUGAACACGGCGUCCCGAAUGGAAUCCACAAGCGAAGCUCUGAAGAUCCAGUGCAGUGCUCCCACGGCUGACCUUCUGUGCACCCUGAAAGGGUACAUCCUGACCUGCCGUGGAUCACUUGUCGUCAAGGGCAAAGGGGAGAUGACGACUUGGUGGCUGGAGGCGAAGAGAGAUCUGUCUGACCCACUACAGGCCAACCGAGAGCCUUACGGGGUUCCAGUGCCUGUCAGCAACUAGCCUGGGAUAGUCGUGAAAAUAGAAUCAUGGACAAAAUACAGACUUAUAAGCAUGUUCCAGUGUUGAAUCAUGUGAUAGAAGGGAAGAAUUCAAAGAGGCAGCUCAUGACAAAAAGAACAUUGUUCAGUAAUAUACAGUAUUGUAUAUGGGUUUUGGAACAAUGUUGCUAUUUUUUUGUCAUCAAUAUAUUAUAUUGUAUCAAUGUUUUUUGUCAUCCCUUGUGAAAUGUGAAAUCAAAUGUAGCGUCUCAGUAGGCC